AUGAGUGACUCAAAGCGAAUUUGUUUAGAUAGUGAUCCUGUGAACGAGCUUGAAAUUGAUGAAGAUGAUGAUACGCCGUUAGGUGAUUUUUAUUUUGCCACGGGGAAAAAUAAAAAUAUUAUUAAAUGGAGAAAAUCUCCUUCACAGCCCGCAAAUGUUCGUACACGAGCUAGUAAUAUUGUUGUACGACUCCCUGGAACUAAAGGUGCAGCUCAGACUGCCAGAUCUGAGCGUGACUGUUUCGAUUUGUUUUUUGAUGACAAAGUUGUUCAAGUGAUUGUGAGUAGUACAAAUAUUUACAUCGCCUCACUCAGACAGAAAUUUUCACGUGAACGAGAUGCAAAAGAUACAGAUGCAACGGAAGUUCGAGCUCUUUUUGGAGUUUUACUUCUAACUGGAUGUUUGGGUGCUAACAGAAAAAACUCAAUUGGAAUUUGGGACAACUCUCGCGGUAGUGGCAUCGAAAGUUGUUAUUUAUCAAUGAGUCAAAGGCGCUUCCACUUUUUACUAAGAUGUCUAAGAUUUGAUGACAUCCGCGAUCGUGAUCAGAGAAAAGAAAUUGACCGUUUAGCUGCAAUCAGAGAACUAUUUGAACUUGUCAUAAACAAUUUCCAGAGGUAUUACACACCUAGUGAAUACACCAUAGUCGAUGAACAAUUAGUAAAGUUUCGUGGAAGAUGUCCAUUCAAAAUGUACAUACCAAGCAAGCCGGGUAAAUAUGGCAUAAAAAUCUUCUCACUUGUCUGUGCCAAAACCAUGUAUACAGUGAAUUUGGAAAUUUACCCUGGUAAGCAGCCGGAAGGACCCUACAAACUUUCUCCAUCAGCUGAUGACGUAACAAUAAGAAUUUGUGAACCUAUUGUAGGCACAAACCGUAAUGUGACAACAGAUAAUUGGUUCACAUCAAUUCAACUUGCCGAAACGUUUUUUUGUGAGAAGAAGUUGACAUUGGUUGGAACAAUUAGGGCCAAUCGACUAGGUGUUCCUGAUGACUUCAAGCCAAACAAGAACCGUGAAGUACAUUCAUCCAUCUUUGCUCAUCACAAAGAAAAGACCAUAGUCUCAUAUUGCACAAAGAAAAACAAAGUUGUAGUUUUAGUUAGUACCAUGCAUCAUGACCAGAACAUUGAUCCUGAUAGUGGUGAUUUGCAUAAACCGGAGAUUGUAUCAUUCUACAAUAAAACUAAAGUAGGUGUGGACUCAGUGGAUCAAAUGUGUGCAAAAUACGACUGUUCAAGAAAUACCAAACGCUGGCCCAUGGUAAUUUUUUUCGAUUUGAUAAACAUAGCUGGAAUCAAUGCUUCUCGUGUUUUCUCUUUCAACAACAACCAGAUUGUACGGCGAAGAAUAUUCAUUGAGAAACUUGCAUGGGACCUUAUUGAACCUCAAAUAAGGAAACGGCUGGAUUCACCAUCUCUUCCUAAUGAUCUAAAAGUGAGAGCACGCAAGCUUUUAGGUAUAGAAGAUCCUCGAAGGCCGCUACCAGCCCCAAGAGAUAACAAGGUGGGUCGCUGCUACAUGUGUGCCCGAGCGCGAGACCGUUCUACUCGCAAGUGUUGCGACUUGUGUGGCCACAAAGUCUGCCCAGAACACUCAUCGAUUGUUUGCCACAGUUGCAUCAAACAGCAGUAA
Messenger RNA from Nilaparvata lugens (brown planthopper), 1632 nucleotides. RefSeq lists its product as uncharacterized. NCBI's taxonomy places the organism in Eukaryota, Metazoa, Arthropoda, Insecta, Hemiptera, Delphacidae. The record is from RefSeq and is a predicted model, not a curated record. Bases 1 to 1632 code for a protein of 543 amino acids. The transcript has a single exon.